GGGGUUAGGGUUACCAUCCAUUCCAAUUCCAUUUCCCCUACUCCCAGGGUCAGUUACCUAUCCCCUUGAUUUCUUCAUAAUUUACCAAUUUUCAAUCUCUUCUUUUUCUCUCUCUACUCUCCCCGAAACCUUAAUUAAUAAAUUAAAUCAAUCUCUUUAAUUUUCAUUUUUCCAUUUCUCCUUUUUAUUAUUAUUUAAUCAAUAAUCAAUCUCUGUAGAUCCAAUUUUCAAACCCUCAUCAUUUUUUUAAUAUCAAUGUAUGGGGUGUUUUGACAUCUGGAAGAGAUCAUGUUGCAGUGCCUAGACGGAUUAAAGCAUUUGUGUGGUGCUGUAAUAAAUUGUUGCGAUUCUGAUUCGAUAAAUCAACCUAGAGGUUUAGAAAAUCCAGAACUUCUUGCAAGAGAGACAGUGUUUAGUGUAAGUGAGAUUGAAGCACUAUAUGAACUCUUCAAGAAGAUCAGCAGUGCAGUGAUUGACGAUGGGCUAAUUAAUAAGGAAGAAUUUCAGUUGGCAUUGUUCAAGUCAAACAAGAAGGAGAGCUUAUUUGCAGACAGGGUGUUUGACUUGUUUGAUACAAAGCACAAUGGGAUACUUGAUUUUGAAGAGUUUGCACGUGCUCUGUCUGUUUUUCAUCCCAACGCACCAAUUGAUGAUAAGAUUGAGUUUUCUUUCCAAUUGUAUGAUCUCAAACAGCAAGGUUUUAUUGAAAGACAGGAGGUAAAACAAAUGGUGGUGGCUACUCUAGCUGAAUCUGGUAUGAAUCUUUCAGAUGACGUGAUCGAAAGUAUUAUUGACAAGACAUUUGAGGAAGCUGAUACAAAACAUGAUGGGAAGAUUGACAAGGAAGAAUGGCGAAACCUAGUUUUGCGGCAUCCAUCCCUUCUGAAAAAUAUGACUCUUCAGUAUUUGAAAGAUAUAACCACCACAUUUCCUAGUUUUGUUUUUCACUCGCAAGUUGAUGAUACUUGAGGCAGCUGCAUCAUCCAUGUCACUUUUAUUGGUCUUGAAUAUCAAUGGUUUAUGUUUCGCUUGUGAAUACUGGGAUUUUGUUUGAGGAUGAAGUUCAAGAUGGAUAUAGACGUUGUUUAUAUUUUGCCGAAUAGAAAUUUGUUUCAUGUUUUGGAUCAUUGAGGUUUGUAGAUUGGAAAAAUGGGUUUGCUUAUUGAUUUCCUUCAUUUGAGAAUAAAAGGAAACCAUAUAGAAUA
Messenger RNA from Lathyrus oleraceus (garden pea), 1205 nucleotides. Its product is annotated as calcineurin B-like protein 3. Gene Ontology annotation, molecular function: calcium ion binding; kinase binding. The transcript is spliced from 9 exons. Lineage: Eukaryota; Viridiplantae; Streptophyta; Magnoliopsida; Fabales; Fabaceae. The record is from RefSeq and is a predicted model, not a curated record. Gene Ontology annotation, biological process: calcium-mediated signaling. Bases 289 to 969 code for a protein of 226 amino acids.